Amoebophrya sp. A120 is the source of this 183-nucleotide messenger RNA. The record is from the annotation of a GenBank genome assembly. Lineage: Eukaryota; Dinophyceae; Syndiniales; Amoebophryaceae.
CGUUACUCUUUGGUACUAAAUCCGUUAGCCGGCGUUACUCUUUCUUCAAUCCGUUAUCCGUUACUCUUUGAAAACAGCACUUUCCUGCAGUCCGUUCCAUCUUUUCUGCAGUCGAGCAACACUUUUCUGCAGUCGCUGCCUUCAGCGUCAUCUUUUUUGCAGUGCAACUGCAAAAAAGUUUAG